Acytostelium subglobosum LB1 is the source of this 1116-nucleotide messenger RNA. RefSeq lists its product as hypothetical. Gene Ontology annotation, molecular function: cysteine synthase activity. The transcript has 3 exons. Gene Ontology annotation, cellular component: cytoplasm. Bases 1 to 1116 code for a protein of 371 amino acids. The record is from RefSeq and is a predicted model, not a curated record. NCBI's taxonomy places the organism in Eukaryota, Evosea, Eumycetozoa, Acytosteliales, Acytosteliaceae.
AUGUUGAAUAGACUAAAGAGAGUAUUCUAUGAGGUGGACACAGAUGAUGGAGAGACUCAUCAAGAUGAAAAUGUAGAGAAUGAUGACAAGUUGCAACAACAACAACAACAACAACAAAGACAACAACAACAUUCACUAUUUGGACCUUGUGUAUCAGACGGUCUGUUGGAUACAGUGGGAAAGACACCGCUCAUAAAGAUAGAGAGCUUGUCAAAGGCUACUGGUUGUACGAUAUUGGGCAAGGCAGAGUUUAUGAAUCCAGGUGGCAGUCCAAAGGACAGAGUGGCCAAGGGUAUCAUAUUGGAUGCAGAGAAGAGUGGUCUAUUGAAACCAGGUCAUACUACGAUCGUAGAGGCAACUGCUGGCAGCACUGGUAUAUCGCUCACAAUGUUUGGUAAAGCUAGAGGUUACAAUGUUGAACUAUACAUACCAGAUAAUGUAUCAAAGGAGAAGGUGGAUCUGUUGGAAAUGUUGGGUGCAAAGAUAAAUACAUUCUAUGCCAAUCAGUUUGAUAAUGUGUCCAACUUCAAUGCUCACUUUUAUGGAACUGCCAAGGAGAUAUGGCAACAGACCAAUGGUAACAUUGAUGGUUUCGUCUGUGCCGCUGGUACUGGUGGUACAGUAGCUGGCAUAUCAAACUAUCUUAAAUCAAGAUGUUCAACAAUAUCAACAUGGCUAAUUGAUCCACCUGGUUCAGGACUAUACAGUUUAGUCAACACUGGAGUGAUAUUCGACGUUAGGGACAGACUUGUGGUCGAUAAGUUUGGUCCUAGGUCAUUCUACGAGGGUGUUGGAGUAAACAGAAAGACAGAGAACUUUGCAAAGGCAGUACUUAAUGGCGCAUUCCUGGGCACUGAACAGGAAGGUGUAGAUAUGGCUCAUUAUCUAUUGCAGAAUGAUGGACUGUUCCUCGGUGGAUCGAGUGCUUUGAAUUGUGUUGGUGCUGUGAAGUUGGCAAGAAAGCUAGGACCAGGCAAGACUAUCGUCACAGUUCUUUGUGACUCUGGUCAUCGAUAUACAAGUCGAUUGUACAGCAAGUCAUGGUUAGCAGACAACAAGUUCACUUUAUCUGAAGAAGGUUAUCAACCAAACAAUCUCGAUUUCGUACUUCAAUAA